This is a messenger RNA of Arachis ipaensis, 1925 nucleotides long. Its product is annotated as AT-rich interactive domain-containing protein 6. Gene Ontology annotation, molecular function: DNA binding. Gene Ontology annotation, biological process: regulation of transcription by RNA polymerase II. Gene Ontology annotation, cellular component: nucleus. Lineage: Eukaryota; Viridiplantae; Streptophyta; Magnoliopsida; Fabales; Fabaceae. The record is from RefSeq and is a predicted model, not a curated record.
GAAGGAUAAGAUGGUCUUUUGAGGUGAAAGAAGGUGGAAUACAGUGGAUCUGUGACGUAGAGCGGUGGUGGUAAGGAGGUGCGUUUUUAAGUUAACCGCCGUUGCGGAGGCUACUUUAGGGUCCCAACUCCCAACUACGAAUCCUAAGUGAAGUCUACUGAACCCAACCGCCGUUGGGUCAGCUCAGCUCAGCUCAGGUCUGCUUCUUCUUCUUCUUCUUCUUCCUUUCUUCCAAUAUUCCAUGCUUUCACACAAACACGCUCUCUUCAUUCAACCAAGCUACAUUGUCACUCCCCAAACCCUCGCCAAUUCACCCAAGGGCUUUUAAUUCUCGUCUUCUUCUACACCGCGACUCGAAUUCCGUUAACACCCUAGCGGCACGAUGCUCAUGAUUUAGUGUUUGAGUAGAGCUCAGGAUUCGCAGUCACCCAUGGAGGAUGGCCCCGAGCGGCUAGUUGAUAACUCUCAUGGAAAUUUAGAAAUGGAGGUUGUUGAAGAUGACGAUGCCGCUUUGCAGCGCCAGCACCAUUCAGAAAAGGAUCAGAAUGUGGAUUCCAACUCCCCUGCUCAGCUCCAACAGGAUCAUGUCAUGUUCGAUCGGCAAAGUGAUGACAACAAGAAUGCCAAUUCUGCUCUUCUUUCUGUGCUAGAGACCAAGACGGAUAGUAGUAACACGCGCCUUGAGAAUCGCCUUCAAGAUCCUAAAGUCCAUUCGCACCAUGAAUUACUCACUCCGAAGCCUAAAGAGAGGAAUGUUAGGGAAAUGAAAAACGUGCUCCAUGAUACUGAGAUGACUGAUUAUGAUGAGUCUGGUUCGUAUUCCGAACGAGAAGCAUUUAUGAGAGAGCUGGAGAGUUUCUAUAGAGAGAGAUCCUUGGAGUUCAAGCCUCCUAAGUUUUAUGGAGAGCCACUAAAUUGCCUCAAGUUAUGGAGAGCUGUCAUCAAACUUGGUGGCUAUGAUGUGGUAACUGGAUCCAAGUUGUGGCGGCAAGUAGGAGAGUCUUUCCAUCCACCCAAGACUUGCACUACAGUCUCAUGGACGUUUAGAAUCUUUUAUGAGAAGGCACUUUUAGAGUAUGAAAAGUAUAAGAGAGAAAUUGGGGAGCUACAGCUCCCUGUUGGAUCAUUUCAUCAAUCUUCAAGUGUGGAAAAAGAGACUGCUGUUUACCAGGCUCCAGGCUCUGGCUCUGGUAGGGCACGAAGGGAUGCGGCAGCACGUGCAAUGCAAGGUUGGCAUGCCCAGCGCCUACUUGGAUAUGGUGAGGUUGCUGAGCCAGUUAUUAAGGAUAAGAACUCCAAUUCUACUCCGAAACGAGAAAAGAACCUCAAAAGUAUUGGUAUGCUAAAUAAACACAGGACACCAUCUGUUCUUGAGCAUGCUGGGAAAGCUGCAAAUAUUGAAGGAGAUAGACAAUUGGUCACGGCAGUUGUAGAUGUUGGACCCCCAGCAGACUGGGUGAAGGUCAAUGUGCGAGAAACUAAGGAUUGUUUUGAGGUUUAUGCACUAGUUCCUGGACUCCUUCGCGAGGAGGUGCGAGUCCAAUCUGAUCCAGUUGGUCGUCUAGUUAUAACUGGUCUCCCAGAACAUGUUGACAAUCCAUGGGGAAUUACCCCCUUCAAGAAGGUUGUGAACUUACCUGCAAGAAUUGAUCCGCUUCAGACAUCUGCUGUAGUUAGUUUGCAUGGCCGACUGUUUGUACGUGUUCCCUUUGAGCAGGGAGCUGUGUAACUUUCCUCCUUUCAUUGGUUGGCUUCUUGAAGUUCAUCACUCAGGACUUGAAAUGUGCUCUACAACCAGGGCAUCACUAUGUAUGGAAUAGCGGAAACUGCCACCCAACUGUUAUUAUUGUUUUUUCAUUUUUAUUUUUAUUUUUACUGUUAGUUACAUUUUCAUGGAUGCAAUAUAUAUGCUUUGAUUAUCUUCA